Neomonachus schauinslandi (Hawaiian monk seal) is the source of this 1563-nucleotide messenger RNA. It is a transcript of the gene SNTG2, whose product is annotated as syntrophin gamma 2. Lineage: Eukaryota; Metazoa; Chordata; Mammalia; Carnivora; Phocidae. The record is from RefSeq and is a predicted model, not a curated record. Gene Ontology annotation, cellular component: intracellular anatomical structure; dystrophin-associated glycoprotein complex. Gene Ontology annotation, molecular function: protein binding; structural molecule activity. Bases 1 to 1563 code for a protein of 520 amino acids. The transcript has 17 exons.
AUGGAUGCCACUACCAGAACUGGCAUUGCCUUGCUGCACCGCGAGGCGUCUGGAAGCACCUGUGACGUCCGCCUGAAGCUGACAAAGGAGGUCCUCACGAUCCAGAAACGAGACGUGGUCUGUGUCGGUGGGAGCAGUCACGGCACACAUCACAGAACUGUUACGCUUCGCAGAGAGCCCGUUGGUGGCUUGGGCCUGAGUAUAAAGGGAGGUGCCGAGCACAGGGUCCCUGUCGUCAUAUCGAGGAUAUUCAGAGGCCAUGCAGCUGACCAGACAGGGAUGUUGUUCGUAGGAGAUGCCAUGCUGCAGGUUAACGGCAUUAACGUAGAAGAUGCAACCCAUGAAGAAGUGGUGCAUCUUUUGAGAAAUGCUGGCGACGAAGUGACCAUCACUGUUGAGUAUCUCAGGGACGCGCCAUCAUUUCUGAAGCUCCCGUUAGGGUCCCCAGGGCCAGCCAGCGACCACGGCAGCCGGGCCUGCUCUCCACUGUUUGACAGCGGCUUGCAUUUGAACGGCAACCCCACCAGCACAGCUCCAUCAUCACCUUCCUCGCCCGUAGCUAACGAACCAAAAUAUGAGAAGCGCUGGCUAGACACCCUGUCAGUUCCGCUGUCUAUGGCUCGAAUCUCAAGGUACAAGGCUGGAGCGGAGAAAUUAAGGUCCAGCGCAUUUGAGGUGCUGGCUCUGGACGGGAUCAGCACGGGGAUCCUGCGGUUUCACACGGCCCAGGAGAGCGCCGACUGGCUGAGAGCAGUGUCCGCGAACAUCAGUGACCUGACAAGACAGAGGGUAAGGAUGGAGAAUAAGUGCUCUUCCCCUUGUGACCAGGUUGUGCAUAUGGGAUGGGUCAGCGAGAGACUCGAAGGCGCUGGCUCCUGUCACACCUUCCGAUCCAAGUUCCUGGCCCUGAAGGGCUCGUCCCUCCACGUGUUCAGCACCCCUCCGGUUAGCACAUUAGACUGGGUACAAGCAGAAAAAACCUACAACCUCUGUGAGGUACUAUUUAAACUUCACAAGUUCUGGCUCGCUGAGGAUUACUGGCUGCACGCGGACUUCGGCCUGGGGCCUCACGGCCUUGAGGACACGCAGCCCUACUGCUUCAGUGUCCUGGUCGGCCACGGCCAGAGUCACCUGUUCAGCGUGGAGCUGGGGAGUGAGCUGGCUGUGUGGGAGAGGUCUUUCCAAAGAGCUACUUCCAUGGAAGUUCAGAGAAGCAGGUCCAGAACAUACACAUGUAGCUGGCAAGGAGAGACGCUGUGUUUCACGGUGGAUUUCGCGUUGGGAUUCACCUGUUUUGACAGUAAGACAAAGAAUGUGCUCUGGAGAUUUAAAUUUUCUCAGCUUAAGGGAUCUUCAGAUGACGGAAACACUCGAGUGAAGCUGCUGUUCCAGCAUCUGGACACGAAACAGAUAGAGGUGAAGGAGCUUGAAUUCCCGGACCUGACGGCUGUCCUGCACUGCAUUCACGCCUUCCUAGCAGCAAAGGUGGCCUCCGUGGACCCAGCAUUCAUGGACCGCCAGAGCAUCGCGAGGAAAGUGCUUCUGUUGAGCACUGAACGUUAA